AUGAACAACAUAAAUUUAUACAAACUAAUAGACGCAGUGUCAAAACGACCCCCGUUAUAUGAUAAAGAUGACCCAAUGUAUCACUGCCAUAAUAAGUUCAAACACAGACUGUGGAGGGAAUUGUGUACUGAUGUGUUUACAGAUUGGGAGACGAUGCCAAUGCAAAAGAGGAUAGAAUAUGGGAGGGAGCUUAAAAAACGAUGGAAAAACCUACGAACCUGCUUUGGAAGGGAAAUGUCUUUUCAGAAGAAAGAAUACAAAGACAUAUUAGAUGGCAGAGAAAUGAAACGCAGAAAGAGAUAUGAAUACUUCAACAGAAUGCUUUUCCUACUAAGUAAGGAACAAAAGAAAGAAAUGGAAAAAAUUAUGGCUGUAACCUCUACCAAUCAUCAUGCUGACACAACUGACCAUGGAGAUAAUCAGAGUGAAGUCAACAAUGAUUCCAAUGAAAUCAAAACUGAAUGUCCCAGUGAAUAUGACGAUGAUGAUAAUAUUAUGGUCAUAGAGCCUCAGGAAGAACUGAAAGCAGAAAACCCGUUUCAAAACCCUGAGAUUGUUGAAGGUGUCAGUUUGAAUUCUUUGAAUUGUGAGGAAGAUAAACUAUUUUUGCUGUCGCUGUUGAAAACUUUUGGAAAAUUCGACGAUAGACAGAGAUUUGAAGCUAAGAUUCAGAUUUUGCAGACGCUAAAGAAGAUACAAUUUCCCGAUGAAUAGAAAAGAAUUGAUUGUGUAUCUAGAAAUCAAUUAGUCUAGCCAUGCGCAUAUGAAAUUUUGAAAUUGAGUGCCUUAUUCAAGUGACUGAAAUUAAAUGGUGGCCAAACUACUAGCUUUAUUUAACAUUGGUUGUGGUUUGAUGGAAAUAUCAGGAAUAGAUGAGAGAUAUACCUACCUUAGUUGUCUUUUGUACAAUCAUUUCAUAAGUGACAGGGACCUUUAAUUCAAAAUCCAAUUUACUUUUAUAGAUAUUG
Messenger RNA from Cydia splendana, 968 nucleotides. RefSeq lists its product as uncharacterized. The transcript is spliced from 2 exons. Gene Ontology annotation, biological process: regulation of transcription by RNA polymerase II. Gene Ontology annotation, cellular component: transcription regulator complex; nucleus. The record is from RefSeq and is a predicted model, not a curated record. Bases 1 to 714 code for a protein of 237 amino acids. Gene Ontology annotation, molecular function: DNA binding. Lineage: Eukaryota; Metazoa; Arthropoda; Insecta; Lepidoptera; Tortricidae.